Messenger RNA from Clarias gariepinus (North African catfish), 1864 nucleotides. It is a transcript of the gene dazap2, whose product is annotated as DAZ associated protein 2. The record is from RefSeq and is a predicted model, not a curated record. Lineage: Eukaryota; Metazoa; Chordata; Actinopteri; Siluriformes; Clariidae. The coding region runs from base 146 to 658 and encodes 170 amino acids. The transcript has 4 exons.
UCACUUUAAGUCAGAGAUGCGCAGACAGGAAUGACGUAGUUGAGUACACGGCUUCAACAGACUGAUAAAAACAAGGAAGUAGCCAGGAAGCGAGUUUUGUUUUUUAAUACACCGUUCAAAAUUUAUUUGUUUUCGACAAAGAACAAUGAACAACAAAGGGUCAUAUCCACAACAGACCUUGUAUCCUCAGCAGAGCACAGCACCCAUAUACCCUCCCGCUAUGCAAGUGCCACCACCCCAGGUACCCCCAUACACAGAUGCCCCUCCUGCCUAUUCUGAGAUCUAUCAGCCACGGUAUAUGCACCCACCCCAGGUUACUGGCCAGCUACCUCCAAUAACCACUGCAUACCCUGCAACUCAGAUGUUUGUGCCCAUGCCCCAGACCGUGCCAGUUGGCGCAAUGGCCCCUAAUGUUCCCAUGGGUUACUACCCCAUGGGACCUGUGUAUCCUCCAGGCUCCACAGUCCUAGUGGAAGGAGGAUUUGAUGCUGGAGCUCGAUUUGGCCCUGGCAGCUCUGCUUCCAUACCUCCCCCUCCUCCUGGACAUGCUCCAAAUGCAGCGCAGUUGGCAGCAAUGCAGGGUGCAAAUGUGAUGAUGACACAACGCAAGAGCAACUUCUUCAUGGGUGGUUCAGGAGGGGGUUACACUAUUUGGUAACAGUGAAAAGGAGCUGAUUGGACCUUGACGUUUCCCUCUGUCUGGUGUUCUCUUUCUUCCCAUCUCUCCUGCCUCACCAGGAGCAGCUUGGCCUAUGCCAUGAUAGUGAUACAACAGAAUGUAAUGUUUUAUAGUACCCACUGACAGUACAGUACUUUGUUGAUGUCUUUCAGUUUAAAAUAUAUGCUAAAAUAUUGUAAACUCCUACUUUUAGACUGUGUUUAUGUAUGGGUGAAAAACAGAAUAACAUUUAUUUUUAGCUAAUUUCUAUUUCUAUCAAUGUGGCAGAUAAAUGAUAAAUGUUCUUAGAAUUUUCAUUGUUUAACAAUCUACCACAACCUUAUUACUACAGUUUUUAUGUUAGCUCUGCCUUGCUAUUAUUUAUUUACACAUUGUACCAAUUAAAUUGCUUCUAAUAAUAAAAAAAACAUACAAUAACAUCAGUUAUAUAGUAUAUUUUGCACAUUAUACUUACAACAGAGUACUGUACUGUACUUUUGGGAAAGAGUAGACAAAUAUAAUUUGGUGUCAAAAUUAACCACUGCAACUUUAAGAUUUACAAAUUAUCAUGCAGUAAAUAAGCCCUCAUAUUUGAUUCAGAAUGUUGGUUGGCUUUUUUUUUAUUAUUAUUCUUUCGUUAUCAUGUCGGAUACCCAGAACUGUACACAAUGCUGUGUUUAGUUUAGCAAAACGACAAUUUAAUUUUUUUACAAAGAGUUUGUGCUUUAAUUCUUUAGCAUUAUUCUCACAGUUUAAUAAGAAGUUUAGAAGGUAAUCAAGCCUUUAUUUCCAGGAAUGUACUUAAGCACAUAAAGGAAAAAAAAAAUUGUCUUGUGAACAUUUAAAUGUAUGACCAAGCAGCUGGUUGUACCAAAGAUCCGGAUAAAAAUGCACUAAAAGCUUUUAAUGUGACUUGAAAAAAAUCUCUGAAUAAUUCUGCACAUAUGAUAAAUUAAUAAAUAGUACAUAGACAUAUCAAACAUCGAUAACUGCAUAAUAAUGAUUCUGCAUGCCUUUUGCACUUUUAUUCAAAGCGAUUUUGUUUUAGUAAGGAUUUAUCAGUGGUAAUUUUUAGAAAUACUACACAUAUUAAUUUAUGUGCACUGUCAACCAACUCUGAAAUGUUAGAAUUUUUGGAACUUGUUUUUUGUACUCUUGCUUUAUACAUGCAAAUACAGUGUCAGUCAUUAAAUGUUGUUGUGUGGA